UAUCUCGCGGCCCCGGCGUCCCGCGAGCUCCAGCGCCCCUGAGAAGCUUCCAACCAAAAUAUCCGACGCAGCUCGUGCUCCUCCAUCCCUUCCUUCUCGUACUUUCCAGAACGUUCCGCGCCUUCCCUAUAAGUACCAGGACGCCACCCCAUGUCUCCCGCCAAAGCACCGACCCGCGCACCCGCCUACCCGACGCAGCAGACUCCGCCGGAUGGAGCACCCUGCGGCCGUGACGGUCAAGCAGGAGGAGGACGACGACGAAGUGGUGGUGGUGCUGGACGCUGGGGGGCGAGCAGGCGCGGCGUUGGCGCCGGCGCCGGAGCCCUGGCAGUCGCCGGCGGCGUCUCAGGUUCCGCCGUUCCUGGCAAAGAUGUUCGAGCUGGUGGAGGACCCGGCGACGGACGGCGUGGUAUCGUGGAGCGCGGCGCGGAACAGCUUCGUGGUGUGGGACCCGCACGCCUUCGCGGCGGGGCUCCUCCCGCGCCGCUUCAAGCACGCCAACUUCUCCACCUUCCUUCGGCAGCUCAACACCUACGGAUUCCGCAAGGUGAGCCCGGACAGGUGGGAGUUCGCGCACGCCGACUUCCUCGCCGGCCAGCACCACCUCCUUGCCAACAUCCGCCGUCGUCGCGGCGCCGCGCCGGGAGGAUCCAGGACGGCGAGGACCAGCGCGGCCGGGAGCGGCGACCGUGAGAAGGAGGAGCUCGAGAAGCUGCGGCGCGACCGCGAGGCGCUGGUGCGGGAGCUGGCGCGGCUGCGGCGCGGGCAGCAGGAGGCCCGCGCGCAGCUGCUGGACAUGGAGCGCCGCGUGCGGGGCACGGAGCGGCGGCAGGAGCAGUGCACGGCCUUCCUGGCCCGCGCCGUCGGGAACCCGGGCUUCCUGGACGGCCUGCUGGCGCGCCGGGGCCGCGCGGCGCCCGUGGAGGCCGGCAGGAAGCGGCGGCUGCUCGACGCCGCCGCGGCCGCGCCGGACGCGGCGGACGUCCUCGCCUUCGAGGAGUUGGCGCUGGCGGCGGGCGCCGAGGUCGAGGCGGCUCCCGUCCUGGCCGCCGCGGCGGCGAGCCAGGUCUCCAGCAGCACCGCCACCGCCACGGACAUGAUAUGGUACGAGCUGCUCGGGGAGGAGCAGGUGGAGAUCGAUGACGAGGUGGAGGAGCUCGUCGCGGCCGCGGCCGCCGCGGAGGCGGCCGAGCCGUGGGAGGAGAUGGGCGACGAGGAGGUGGAGGAGCUGGUGCAGCAGAUUGGCUGCCUGGGCUCGCCAAGCCCUUGAUCACCACGAUUCCGCAAGGUGCAGACCGUGCAGCUGCAAUGGUGCUCAGUGCUGAGCACUCAGCAGCUAACUUACAAUGGCGGCACUGGAGCUGUGUGGGUACAGUACUCCAGCAGUGUGCCUGUGGAUUGGACCAUAAUGGCCGUGUCUUGGCUUGUGUAUUAGUAUCGUUAGCCUUCCUAUUUGAUUGUGGAUCCGAUGAUGGCGAUGAGUCAUACAACCCAAGGAGUGGGCGUGUCCAUGGAUGCAGCGGCCUGCUCCAGGUGGUUGAUGUACUUAUAAGGUUAUGUCGCAUGCGGUAUGAAUGAAUUUUCAUUGUUCAGAGGCUCUUUCAGUGACGAGGAUUUUCUUUGUUCACUCCUGAACUUCAGGUGAUUGGAUUGGAGUUUCUCGUAUGAUCAGUGAGCUUCCGAUGGUGGUUUCCUUCUCUUGAUGACGCUGAUGUGGCGAGCUUCCCGUGAUGGUUUCCUCGUCUGUUUUGCUUUUAGGGGGGAGGAGCAGCGGAGAACCGCCGGAUAUGGAGUGCCGGUGCCAGGCCAAGGGCAAGAGGAGACGGCUCGAUGGAGCCGGAUCCCGGUAGCGGGGCAGGGGCAGCGAUCACAGAUCCGGCAGUGAGGACUCAAUCGGAGGCAGGAAGGAGGUGGACGGGCUGGGGUGAGCUGUGUGCACCUGAGGAAGCACAAUGUGCUUUUGCGCCAGGAAAAGAAACAGCGCCUCAUGGAGGAAGAAAGAAGGAAUGGACGCCGUUUGAUGUACAUCCAACGGGUGGAGAUGGCCGACCUGAAGAAACGGAAAUAGCUAUCAGCCUAUCACAUCGCGUUUUCGUUUUCUGAUGGAUUUGAUCAGUAGCAGAAGAACAGAAGUCAAAGAAGAAACUCCUGGUGACAAACGAGCACUGUUGGGGGCACUUUGGGCUGAAUAUUUUGCCAAUGUCCCCAGGCCUCCCAAGGACCACAAGAUGUGGCUCCGCCCCCAAACAGGAACAACUGAACAUCUCACCCAGAUAAGCUCACUCUUCAAUAUUCUGAUGACGCCCGCACGGGGGGCACAUCACAUCUUGAUCAAGGCA
Molecule: messenger RNA, 2339 nt
Organism: Panicum hallii
Lineage: Eukaryota; Viridiplantae; Streptophyta; Magnoliopsida; Poales; Poaceae
Product: putative heat stress transcription factor A-6a
Exons: 4
Coding region: 212-1270 (352 amino acids)
Biological process (GO): regulation of transcription by RNA polymerase II
Cellular component (GO): nucleus
Molecular function (GO): DNA-binding transcription factor activity; RNA polymerase II cis-regulatory region sequence-specific DNA binding
Source: RefSeq, a predicted model, not a curated record